Messenger RNA from Brassica rapa (field mustard), 1294 nucleotides. RefSeq lists its product as uncharacterized. Lineage: Eukaryota; Viridiplantae; Streptophyta; Magnoliopsida; Brassicales; Brassicaceae. The record is from RefSeq and is a predicted model, not a curated record.
UUGAAACAUAAAUAUAUAUUUCAAAUAUUGAGUUUCAUAUUUAUUUUGAUAUAAUAUCUAAAAAAUAAGUAUUUAAAAUUUAAAUAAAUACCUUAAAUAUCCAAUUCUAUAUUAAUCAAUAUAUAUUUCUUAUAUUUUGCUUUUAAAUUUUAGAUUUUAUUUCGGGUUAUCCUAACCGAUCCGAUAUAACCUGAAUUCGAGCGAUAUAUGAUUACUUUAUGAAUUUUAAGAUAUGAUACAAAUUAGAGUUGAAACCGAUGUAUUAUAUCCGAACCUGGCCCGUACUUAUAAAUUUACUAGAAUAAAAUCUAAAAUGUGUUAAAAGUUAGAACCAAAAUCCGAAACACCUAACCUAAAUCCUAACGGAUACCCGAAUGCUAGAAUCAUUCAAUCAACAGAGACAUGUAUACAACGUUUUCUUUUUGGACAUUGCUUGAAAACAAUAGUAAAUUCAAUAGACCAAAUAAAAUAGUAACUAAAUUUUGUUUUUACUUGGAGAAUGGUAGAAGAAGCAAGAAGCAAGAAGCAAGAAGCAAAGAAUGUAAGACACGGGAGUUUCUCUUGAGGAAGUUUCCUGGAAGGUCACUGAGCAUAGUGAUAGGAGCCAGACGACAAGGAUUUUCAAUGUAAAACGACGUAGCGCCAAUCACGAACGUCACUUUCUACACCAAAUCUUGAUACAAAAAUCCAUCUACUAAUUAUCUUCAAGAAUAUUAUAUUUAAACUUUUUAUCUUCUUCUGUGGUGACAUUUUGAUUAAUAAUAUUCUCUCAAGUCUAAUAUCUAUCUCAGAGAGGAACAAGAAACUCCCAUACAUACACGAAAGGUUUCAAAGACUACGAGAGCAAAAGGAGCUGAGAAUACUUUGGAGAUUACCUGUCAUGGUAGCUUCCACGGUGGAGGCCUUGAGCCCUGAGGACGGAGAGCGAGUCCCCUUCACAAGAGACAAACACUACGCGAUGCAUGGUGAGAUCUUGAUGAUGGUUCUUGUGGUAAGCUUUGCUGUUUUCCUCUUGUUCCUCGUGUUGCUUCCUUGUCUGAAGCGCCGUUACACUCACCACUCCGACCUGUCUGAAGAAGACGCUUCAUGGAGCGGAAGAGUUAAGCCAUCACCAGUUCCUGUUGUAGUAGUAAGCAUACAAUCGAUUUCGAAAUAACAAAAGCUUGUAUUGAGCUUCUAGUAACAAAAAUUUGUAGAAGCGUAUGUUAGUAGUCACUAUAUCUCUUCACUACAUUACAACAUUGUAUCCAACAACAAUAUGAUGUCUUUUCACUAACAAAUACAUGGCAACUAA